This is a messenger RNA of Agrilus planipennis (emerald ash borer), 4171 nucleotides long. RefSeq names its product eukaryotic translation initiation factor 5B (gene eIF5B). The transcript is spliced from 14 exons. The record is from RefSeq and is a predicted model, not a curated record. Gene Ontology annotation, molecular function: GTP binding; GTPase activity; translation initiation factor activity. Bases 151 to 3627 code for a protein of 1158 amino acids. Lineage: Eukaryota; Metazoa; Arthropoda; Insecta; Coleoptera; Buprestidae.
AGUCAAAAACAGUCAAAACAUGCUUUGAUGUAGAAAGUGAGCAUGUGGUAGAAUUAUAAAAGUCAAACGAAGUUAUAUUAUUUUUUUUGUAAUACUUAUGAUAGACAAUCGAAGUAAUAAUUUCAAAAACAGUAUAUUUGAGAGUUCGCCAUGGGUAAAGCUAAAAAGGGGUACAAGGGAGGAAAGACCGAAGACAGUGAUUCCACCGGUGAAGGAGCUACGGAAGAACUCAUCGAAAAAAUUCCCAAUAAAAAGACAAAGUCAGCUCAAAAAUCAAAAGUAGCAGAAUCUAUUAAUGAAGAAGAGUUACCAUCAAAAAAUAAAAAGCAUAGUAAAUCUAAGAAGGAAAAAAAGAUCGAGUCAAGUGAUUCUGAUGCAGAGGAUGUCCCAGUUACAAAAAUUCAGAAGUCAUUCGCAGUCCUAGAUAUUGAUGAUGAUGAUGAUAGUGAACCUGAAUUACCUAAUCAAAAUGAAAGUGAUAGUGAUACUAAACCUGUUAAGAAGAACACUAAGAAAAAAUCUAACAAAACUAGUGAUGAAUCCAGAACUAUUGAAAGUCAAAGUGCCGGAAAGAAAUCCAAAAAGAGUAGAAGAAAGCGAGAAGAUAGUGAUGAAGAUAUUGAUAAAGUACUAGCUGAGUUAGAACUUGAAUACUCUGGUGUGAAGAAAGAACCAGCUGGUGAAGAUGAUGCAACUGAAAACCAGUCUAAAAAUAAAGACAAAGUAAGAACUGAAGAAAAAGAAAAAUCUGAUGGAAAAGAUAAUGUUGAGCAAGAAGAAACAUCUAUUGUUAAAACAGCAGCUCAAAAGAAAAAAGAGAAGAAAGAAAAACAGAAAAAGGCAGCCUCCAAGAAAGUAGAAGAAGGUACGGAAAAGACUGAGACAGCAAAUGUACAAUCUGAAAUUAAAAUUGAGAAGGAAAUUGAAGCAGAAAAUAAGCAAGAGGGUGAAGAAAAUGUUGAAGAAGAAAAAGAUAGUAAAAAAAAGAAGAAAAAGGGUGCUAAAGUAGAAGAAGAAAAGAAGGAUGCCAAAAAAGGCCCUAGUAAAAAAGCUAUUGCUGCAAUGCAAGAGGCCUUGAAAAAACUUAAGGAGGAAGAAGAAAAAUUGAAAAAGGAAGAAGAAGAAAGAAUUCUAAGAGAAGAAGAAGCUGAGAAAGCACGCCAGGAAGCAAUACGCUUAGAAAAAGAGAAAAAGGAAAGAAAAAAGCAAAAGGAAAAAGAGAGGAAAGAACGACUUAAAGCAGAAGGAAAACUUUUAACUGCCAAACAAAAGGCAGACCGUGCAAGAGCUCAAGCAAUGAUUGAAAGUUUAAAAGCCCAAGGACUUGAGCUUCCUGAUGUGGGAGAGCGAAAAGUACGUCCUGGAACCAGAAUAAAACCUUCUAAAAUGCAAAAACAAAAAGCUGAAGAGCAAAAAGAUAUUCUAGAAAAUAAAGUACCUCCGGAAAGUGGCGUUAAGGAGAAAGAGAAAAAAGAAGAACCAAAAAUAGCCCAGGAAGAAGCAGAAAAGUCUCAAGAACCAGAAGAAAUUGAAGAUGUUAAAGAUGCUUGGGAUGCAGAUUCAACAGAUGACGAAGUAUCUGAAGAAACCUCUUCCAAAGACACUACUACAACUGAAAUAAAAUCAGAGAAACAAGAACAGCAAACAACAACAAAGAAGGAUGAUUCAGAAGCAGAAGAAAGUGAAAAUAGUGGAGACGAAGAUGAUGAAAAUGAUUCAGAAAGUAGUGAUGAAGAAGAAGACGAAGACGGCGAUCAUAAAACUGACGCUGAAAAGAGAAGAGAAAAAGCUGAAGCAAGAAUUGAGCAAAGAAAAAUUGAUGCAGAAAAAAAUCAAACUGUUGAUAAUCUAAGAGCAGCUGUAGUAUGUGUACUUGGCCAUGUUGACACAGGAAAAACAAAAAUUUUAGAUAAACUCAGAAGAACAAACGUACAAGACGGCGAAGCGGGUGGCAUCACCCAACAAAUCGGUGCUACCAAUGUUCCAAUGGAUGCCAUCAAGGAACAGAUAAAAAUUGUUAAAGGGUAUAAUGAGAUGUCUUUCAAACUUCCUGGUUUACUUAUCAUCGACACCCCCGGUCACGAGUCUUUCAGUAAUCUACGAAAUAGAGGCUCUUCAUUGUGUGAUAUUGCUAUUUUGGUUGUGGACAUAAUGCAUGGUCUCGAACCCCAGACUAUCGAAUCUAUAAACCUGUUAAAAUCGAAAAAGACCCCGUUUGUUGUUGCAUUAAAUAAAAUUGAUCGUUUAUACGACUGGCAAACGAUGAGCAGGAAGGACGUUAGAGAAAUAAUUAAAGCACAGGCACAGAACACUCAACGAGAAUUUGAACAAAGGACUAAAGAAGUCAUAAUUCAAUUCGCUGAACAGGGUCUAAACGCUGCAUUAUUUUAUGAAAAUCCUGAUUCCCGUUCGUACGUUUCGAUGGUACCUACUAGUGCCGUAACAGGCGAGGGUAUGGGAAAUCUACUGUCUAUGAUAGUCGAUUUUUGCCAGAAUAUGCUUGCAAAGAGACUAAUGUAUUCUGACGACUUGCAAGCCACUGUGCUCGAAGUUAAAGCGAUAUCAGGAUUGGGAACUACUAUAGACGCAAUUCUCGUAAAUGGUAUGCUAAGAGAAGGUGAGACCAUGGUUUUGGCUGGUACUGAUGGUCCUAUUGUUACCCAAAUCCGAUCCUUGCUCAUGCCGCAACCACUGAGAGAAUUAAGAGUGAAGAAUGCUUAUGUUGAGUAUAGAGAGAUAAAGGCGGCACAAGGUGUAAAAAUUGCAGCAAAAGAAUUAGAGAAAGCGAUAGCUGGCCUCAACCUGUACAUUGCUCAUAAACCAGAUGAAGUUGAAAUAUUCAAAGAAAUUGUCGCCAAAGAACUCAAGUCUGCCCUGUCCGGUAUCAAGUUGCAAGAGAGGGGAGUUUAUGUUCAGGCUUCCACCCUUGGUUCUUUAGAAGCCCUUUUGGAGUUUUUGAAGUGCAGCAAAAUUCCGUAUUCAGGAAUUCGCAUUGGACCCGUCGUGAAGAAAGAUGUCAUGAAAGCUUCAAUUAUGUUAGAGCACGAUAGUCAGUACGCUACUAUUUUGGCAUUUGAUGUUAAAGUUGAACGUGACGCUCAAGAAUUGGCGGACAAUUUGGGUGUGAAGAUCUUUCAAGCUGACAUUAUUUAUCAUCUGUUCGACAAAUUCAUGGCGUAUCGCGAAGAACUUAAGCAGCGAAAGCGCGAAGAGUUUAAAAAUAUAGCAGUCUUCCCAUGCAAACUCAAAAUUUUGCCGCAGUUUGUGUUCAAUUCAAGAGAUCCCAUAGUUUGCGGCGUGAUGGUUGAAGCUGGAAUUGUCAAAGAAGGGACUCCUAUUUGUGUGCCGAGCAAAGAGUUUGUUGAUCUGGGAAUCGUAACCAGUAUCGAAGUUAAUCACAAACCCGUCGAGUCGGCUAGAAAAGGAAUGGAAGUGUGCAUCAAAAUUGACCCCAUUCCGGGUGAAUCUCCAAAAAUGUUUGGAAGGCAUUUUGAUGAAACUGAUUUCCUCGUCAGCAAGAUUUCGAGACAGAGUAUAGACGCAUGUAAAGAUUACUUCCGAGAUGAUCUCCUAAAGACAGACUGGCAGUUAAUGGUGGAAUUAAAGAAACUAUUUCAAAUAUUGUAGCUAAACGCAGUUCUUCUUCAAGGUACACAAACCAUUUACAGUAAUAAUAAUUUUAUACUGUUAUAACUACAUAUUUACGUUUAAAAUCACUUCACAAUAUCUCUUGUUGCGUUUUUUAAUGCUUGAUGGAACGUUGGGAAUUCAAAUAUUUAUAUACUUACAUACUUAACGUUUAGUUAGUGAAAUUUUAUUGUAACUGAGUGACUCUCGAAAUUAUCUAUAUACCAGAAUAUUAAUUAAUUAUAUUGUGUAAAUUGUAAUUAAAACGAAGGUCGAACAAAAUUAAUGGUUGAAAAUUGUGCCAGGGCUGUAGUCAAAUUUUACAUACGCUAUCUAUAUUGAAAAGUAUACUUAUUUUAAGAAGUAAAAAUAAUUGUAUAAAUGUAUAUUUAUUGAUAAUUACUAUUACAGUUGUCGUAUAACGGAAAUAUUCUCCGUACUUAUUGACGAAAUUAUAGGUAUCUCUCAAAAUAAAAGCAUUGCUGCCCUCUUGGUUAUUGUAUUUGUUGAGGAUUAUUUAAAAAUAAACAUUAUUUCAUUUCAA